ACUUGCGGGAGAGGUGAUUUGUUGUAGAUUUGGAGUCACACCAUAGUGCCACCGAAGUCCUCUUUGUCCAACCCUAAAACCCUCCCCAUAUUUUCUCCGAACAAAAACUCUGCAAAAUCAAACACCCAAUGUCGGACCAUCGAUCUGCCGACGACGACGGCAAGGACAAGGAAAAGGACAUAUCCGUGGCCAAAACCGCCGGCUUCGUGGUCUUCUCAGGCAUCGCCAUGAGUAUUCUCAAAGCCCUCAAUCCCUACAACAACCCAACCCUCAAAAACAUCAAUCCCAUUAAUCACGAACCCAAUCCACUCCCCGACUCGACUCCUCAACCAUCCCACACCCCACCUCCUCCACAACCCAUCGUCAUCAAGAAACCCACAAGUUGUACGGACCAAAAUGUGCCUCAAUCGUCCUCAAGAACAGUAGAGAUCGUAAGUGGAGACACCCUUUGGGGUCUUUCUAGAGAAUAUGGGGUUUCAAUUGAGGCAAUUAAGGAGGCUAAUGGGCUAACAGGGGACACCAUCUAUGCUGGGAAGAAGCUCAUCAUUCCAUGACAUGUUCUUUCUCCAGAUGUUUGUUUGUCAUCUCUCAUCUGUUUUUAUGUUGUUGAAUUGGAAAUGUAUUUUGCAAGAAAAAUGAAAUUGGUAUUUCAAAGGUGUUAUUGCUGACUUAUCCUGAACCCAUCUAGAACAAUGUGGCAAAUAGAUUUUAGAGCAAGUAUGGUGAUUGCUUUGGUUUAUAUGGAGAGGAAUGCCAGAGAUAACAUUUUGAAAUGGGAUUUACUGAGGAAGAAGCUUGCUUUUAGGAGUAGUUCACAAUGUUGACAUUGAAAACCUCAAAUGUGAAAAUAAAAUUGCUUCAACUUUUGGUUCUUGCAUUUGUAUGCCCUGUUGUGUUGAAUCGAUGAUGAAUUUUUUGUUCUCGUGUUUGUA
Cornus florida is the source of this 932-nucleotide messenger RNA. RefSeq lists its product as uncharacterized. Lineage: Eukaryota; Viridiplantae; Streptophyta; Magnoliopsida; Cornales; Cornaceae. The record is from RefSeq and is a predicted model, not a curated record. The coding region runs from base 129 to 554 and encodes 141 amino acids. The transcript is spliced from 3 exons.